Aspergillus melleus is the source of this 1314-nucleotide messenger RNA. RefSeq names its product universal stress protein. NCBI's taxonomy places the organism in Eukaryota, Fungi, Ascomycota, Eurotiomycetes, Eurotiales, Aspergillaceae. The transcript is spliced from 3 exons. The record is from RefSeq and is a predicted model, not a curated record. Bases 1 to 1314 code for a protein of 437 amino acids.
AUGACAUCGACUCCGCCCAAGAAUUCGCUCGAUAGCGACGAGCACUCGCUUGAAACCACCGACACUCGACCCUCGCGCAUCUCCCACGCUGCCCACCACCCUCGGCAAAAGUCCAUCCAGUUCAACAUCGGCGGGUCAGAACCUCAACAAGUUUCGUCCCGGGCUUCCAGUCUCGCGGGGCGCAAGCGCUCGCAGCAGAACGACGACAAAGCUCGAGGACAUUCGCCUCCGCCACCGCAAACCUACGAACGAGGUGUUUCCUUCAACACGUUCGACAAUCCCGACGCCCCGGACUUUUCGCUCACCUUGAACUACAAACAUAAAGGCUAUCAGUCGACUCGGCGCAGUCGUACGUUUCUCUGCGGCACCGACCAGAACGAUUACUCGGACUUUGCGCUCGAAUGGCUGAUCGACGAGUUGGUGGACGAUGGCGACGAGAUUGUCUGUCUUCGCGCGGUCGAGAAGGAUUCGACGAUUGCAAGCGACGCGGGAAUCGAAGCGGGCAAGUACCGCAAAGAGGCAGAAAAGCUGUUCGAGCAGGUGAUCCAGAAAAAUAGUCAGAAUGAGAAGGCUAUCAGCUUAGUGUUGGAACUGGCGGUCGGGAAGAUUCAGGAAAUAAUCCAACGCAUGAUUCGAAUCUACGAGCCAGCCCUCCUUGUCGUCGGUACACGUGGCCGCAGCCUUGGUGGCGUUCAAGGGCUCCUUCCGGGCUCUGUCUCCAAGUACUGUUUACAACAAUCGCCGAUCCCCGUUAUUGUGGUCCGACCGUCUACAAAGCGCGAAAAGAAGAAGAAGAAGCGUCUUGCGGAUCCGACUCGGCGCAGCUACAAUAAUAUAUUAGAAAUGAGCGAGCGACGGGGGAGUCACAUUUUUGACGGCGGUUCCAGCACGGAAAGCACUGUCUCGCGGCUACCGGGUGAAGAGGCAGCGGUUGCCGCGGCGUUGGGUCUGCCUAAGACCUACACCAACUCGCGCAGCUCCCUUUCCACAUCCGAGAGAAGCAGUGGCAGCCACGACGAUGCGGACUCGCCAUCUCCGAACGCGGAUAUCGACACUGCCAGGAGCCCGGCGACGCAGAGCCCUGAAACCACCGAGAGUGACACGGGAACAGAUGAGGAGCCGUCGCAGCAUCAACCAUCCGAUCGCAACGGCAGCGUCUCGACGCAAGGAAGUACCGCCUCCACGGCAUCGACCACCGAAGACGAGCCGGUGAACUCUACGGGCGCCAGUGAAAACCAGACUCGGUUCAAAGAUAAUAUCCCGGUGAUCGUCACCCCGGAUGAUAGCUCCAGUUCGAAGACCCAGAACUCUUGA